AUGGCGUCAGUCAGGGUGGCGGAGUACUACGCUGGUAAAGCCCUCUUCGUCACUGGAGGCACAGGUUUCAUGGGCAAGGUGCUGGUGGAGAAGCUAUUGAGGUGCUGUCCAGAUAUCAAGGUCAUCUACCUGCUCCUGCGUCCGAAGAAAGGGUUGGGCGUAAAAAGUAGACUACAGGAGUAUAUAAACGGAAAGGUGUUCGACAAACUUCGAGAGGUUUCUCCAGAAGCGUUCGACAAGCUGCGCCCAGUGGCGGGCGAUAUAGAAUCAGAAGGUUUAGGUAUUUCACCACAGGACAGAAAUGAAUUACUGGCGGAAUGUCAGAUUGUCUUUCACGUGGCGGCCAGUGUGAGGUUUGACACGUUUAUACGUGACGCUGUUAAUAUGAACAUAGCUGGCACAGAGAGGACUCUGCAGCUAGCUGAAGGAAUGAAGAAACUGGAGGUAUUUCUACACACUUCAACGUCCUACUGUCGGUCGGAUAUUGAAAUUUUGGAAGAAAAACUGUAUCCAGCUAAGCACGAUCCGUUCAAGUUGAUGGACUGUAUGAAGUGGAUGGACGACGACCUGCUCACUCACAUGCAGCCCGCUUUAAUACAUCCAGAACCGAAUACAUACGGAUAUACAAAGUGUUUAACGGAACAGCUGGUCGCGAGCUACAAUGGAAAGUUUCCAAUUGUCCUAGCGAGACCUUCUAUCGUGACAGCAUCAAUAAAAGAACCUAUUCCAGGAUGGAUCGACAACCUAAAUGGUCCCACUGGUAUUAUAGUGGGGGCGGGGAAAGGCGUUAUUAGAACAAUGUACUGUGAUAUAACAAGGCUUGCUGAUACCGUCCCAGUGGACGUCACUAUAAACGCUUGCAUUCUCCUCGCGUAUUUGAAUGGCAUGAAAAGACAAAAAGACAUUGUAGUAUGCAAUAUAACUCGGUCGGAGUGUGAUCCACUCACCUGGGGAGAGGCGAUGGAAUAUGGUCGGAACAUCGUCCAUGAUUAUCCGUUCUCAGUAAUGCUGUGGUAUCCGGGAGGAUCGCCGACAGACUCGAAGUUACUAUUCAAAAUCCAAUCGAUCUAUGCCCACUUCUUACCAGCGCUGUUUAUCGAUUUAUUACUACGACUGCUGGGGCAUAAACCUUUCCUUGUUAAACUACAGAAGAAAAUAGAAUAUGGUAUGGAUGUAUUAGAACACUACGCAAACAGAUCCUGGUGUUUCAAAAAUGGCUAUUUCCUCUCUUUGAAGAAUAGCAUUUCGAAAGAAGAUGACAAAAUAUUCUUUACGGAUAUAAGCAACAUGAACUGGCCGAACUAUUUAAAGAACUACAUACUAGGAGCGAGGGAACAAUGUUGUAAGGACGAUUUGUCCACUCUGCCCCGGGCAAGACGAUUACACACACAGUAA
Molecule: messenger RNA, 1395 nt
Organism: Zerene cesonia (dogface butterfly)
Lineage: Eukaryota; Metazoa; Arthropoda; Insecta; Lepidoptera; Pieridae
Product: putative fatty acyl-CoA reductase CG5065
Exons: 11
Coding region: 1-1395 (464 amino acids)
Biological process (GO): long-chain fatty-acyl-CoA metabolic process
Cellular component (GO): peroxisome
Molecular function (GO): alcohol-forming very long-chain fatty acyl-CoA reductase (NADP+) activity
Source: RefSeq, a predicted model, not a curated record